CGAACGUUAAUGAGUUCUCUUAGAGUUUGGCCAACGCAAUUGCAAUGUAUUCUAACUGGAUCCAGUCCAUCGUAGAAAAUGUAAAAAGCUUUUUACUUUGGGAAUCAUCGGAAGGCUCUAUAUUUCAGGCAAUUACAAGAACUGCAUCCUAGUAGCAUAUAAAUGACCGUCAGACCAAUAAUAGAUGGUAGAAGGAACACAUUUUCGCCCAUACAUCUCAAUUUCUCACUCAGCGGUGUUACAGAUUAUGCAACAAUAUUCUCAAUCGUAGUUCACACUUUCCUCCUAAGGGUUGGUCAGCAUAACGGCUGCCCCUACCUCCCAUUAGGGGCAUUUCUUUCUCAUAUUGGCUCCGUUGGGAUGCAAAGGGUUACACCGUAGGCAUGAAAGAUUGUAAUCCUUCUUCAAGGUUUGAUUUUUCGAGGUUAUGGCCUUGUCACAGACAAAUAUUUUAAACGACGGAGCGCAGCAUCGACACAGUACCAAGGCAGCGAGCAACAAGGAAACACUCAGGAUAACUCCCAAGAAUUGGAAGAUCUACAAUAUGAAGUUAUUGGUUGUCUCAUUGGUGGCUUUUGUGAUGAUUGAUCGGGUAAAUUCCCAAACUCUUGGUGCCCUCGCCGGUGCCUCCAUUGAAGAUAUACUAGUACCACAAAAGGAUACCAUCCCGAAUCGAAUUGUUUCUUUUAUCGCUAAUCAAAUUUUUUCCUCGGAUGUCGCUCCACAGUUAAAUGACGUCCGAUUUUUCCUGUGGACCAGGUUAAAUCCCAUUUAUGGCAUACAGCUUCUGACUAAUCGAACAGAUGUAUUAAAUCGGUCAACUUUCAACCGUUUCAAACCAGUUAAAGUCCUUAUCCAUGGAUUUGGUGGAAAUGGAACUGACGACCGCUUUAUCUCGAAAGCCCGCGCCGCCUACUUGCUACUGGCUGACUUUAACGUCAUUACAGUUGACUGGAGUUCGCUUGCCGAAUAUCCAAAUUAUGCCCGCGCCGCUGUAAGCACUACACCGGUUGGCGUCUACGUUGCUAAUUUCUUGGACUUUCUGAUAUCCCAGGGCACCCAGCCGUCAGCAUUUCAUGUGAUCGGCUACAGUUUGGGAGCUCAUGUUGCUGGUAGUGCCGGAAACGCUCUUCGUCUGGGUCGUCUUCCGCGAAUCACUGGACUUGAACCAGCUUCUGGUGGUUAUGAACGAAUUGAAAAAUUAAGAAGUUUGAGCUCCAGUGACGCCACGUUUGUUGACGUAAUCCAUACCAACGCAAACAUUCUCGGUCUGGGUACUACGAGCUCAAUCGGCCACGCAGAUUUUUAUCCUAAUGGUGGCAGAUGGCAAUAUGGCUGUCUCUGGAACACGGAAUACGAUUCAUUAAUUCAUUGCAGUCACGGACGGUCGACACACUAUUUCAUCGAGUCAAUCUUGGCUGGACCCGGAAAGUUCUUAUCGUCCAGAUGUUCAAGUUAUUUUAAAUUCAAGCUCGGUAUUUGCGGCGAUUGUGAGAAACCGACUGAUGAUGGGAAUUGCAUAUCUAUGGGCGAAUACGCAACCCCGAUAGCUUCUGGUACUUACUUUUUGUACACUAACCCCACUGCUCCGUACUCACUGUGAUAGCGCUUAAAGGGGACGAAUGCAAGCUUGUUCGAGUAUGUAAAACCAACUACCUAAGACUCCCGAAGUUUGUAACUGAAGAAAGUUACAAAGUUGUAGACAAAAAAUUGUAAAUUCGUAUAAAUUACAAAUGUGAUGAAAUUUGUUGUUUUGGGUCACGUGUAAAGUGCUAACACUGAAUAUAAUUUGUAAUUUUAGGAUUUUCGUAUUAUUAUUUUCCGAAUUUUACGUCCUUAUUAGC
Molecule: messenger RNA, 1844 nt
Organism: Daphnia carinata
Lineage: Eukaryota; Metazoa; Arthropoda; Branchiopoda; Diplostraca; Daphniidae
Product: inactive pancreatic lipase-related protein 1-like
Exons: 8
Coding region: 428-1603 (391 amino acids)
Biological process (GO): lipid metabolic process
Molecular function (GO): lipase activity
Source: RefSeq, a predicted model, not a curated record